Urocitellus parryii (Arctic ground squirrel) is the source of this 1446-nucleotide messenger RNA. RefSeq names its product adrenomedullin (gene Adm). The record is from RefSeq and is a predicted model, not a curated record. Gene Ontology annotation, biological process: regulation of systemic arterial blood pressure; positive regulation of heart rate; adenylate cyclase-activating G protein-coupled receptor signaling pathway. Gene Ontology annotation, molecular function: adrenomedullin receptor binding; hormone activity. Gene Ontology annotation, cellular component: extracellular region. NCBI's taxonomy places the organism in Eukaryota, Metazoa, Chordata, Mammalia, Rodentia, Sciuridae.
GUGACACUAGGCAGAACAGCUUCAGCCUUACCUCUUCUGGCUUCUCAUCACAGUCUUGGACUUCGGUGUUUUGCUACUGCCAGACAGGGACGUCUCGAACCUUUCCCUCCAAGAACUUGGCAGAUCACCCCUUCAGCAGUGUCUGUGCAUUGCCAGAAUGAAACUGUUUUCCGUCGCUCUGAUGUUCCUGGGCUCACUCGCCUUCCUAGGCGCCGACACUGCUCGGCUCGACGUGGCAUCGGAGUUCAGAAAGAAAUGGAAUAAGUGGGCUGUAAGUCGAGGAAAGAGGGAACUGCGAGUGUCCAGCAGCUACCCCACCGGGAUUGCUGACGUGAAGGCCGAGCGUGUCCAGACUCUCAUACGGCCCCAGGACGUGAAGGGCGCUUCUCACAGCCCUCAGAUCAGCAGUCCGGACGCUGCCCGCAUUCGAGUCAAGCGCUACCGCCAGAGUAUGAAUAACUUCCAGGGCCUCCGGAGCUUUGGCUGCCGUUUCGGGACCUGCACGGUGCAGAAGCUGGCACACCAGAUCUACCAGUUCACAGACAAGGACAAGGACGGUGUCGCCCCCAGAAGCAAGAUCAGCCCCCAAGGCUAUGGCCGCCGGCGCCGUCGUUCCUUGCUCGAGGCGGGCCAGGGCCGGACUCUGGUGUCUUCUGAGCCACAGGCACGCGCAUCUCGGGACUCCCGGGUGCACCAAGUGCUUUCCACUCUCCUUAGGAUUUAGACUCCCGUGACAGCAUCGAACAGUCGCGCAAGCGUCCCACUGGCGCCUCCCAGAGCAGAGGACUUCGGGGGAACAGGCUGAGACAGUCUUGCAGAUACCUGGAGUCCAGAAGGCACCGUUCGGCCUCGAGCCCCGGCAUUGCAGAGCCCCUUCUCCUUUGGGGCUGAGCGCUCUCUUCACCCCAUGAGACUUGGGUGCCCAGGGAGGGCAGAGGAAUCCGAGGGAGUGCCAGGCUCAGGGAGUGGAGAAACUAAGAAAUAAAUGCUGAGACCUUCGGAGCAGGGGUCUGAGCCACUGCUUUGCCCGCUCACAAACUUAUUUCUCAUGGGGUGUCACCCUUCGGGGCGCAAGCCCCAAUAUUACUUGAACUUUACAAACCUAGAGAGGAAAAGUGCAAUGCGUGUUGUACAUACAGAGGUAACUAUCAAUAUUUAAGUUUGUUGCUGUCAAGAUUUUUUUUUGUAACUUCAAAUAUAUAGAGAUAUUUUUGUACGUUAUAUAUUGUAUUAAGGGCAUUUUAAAGCAAUUAUAUUGUCCCUUCCCCCUAUUUUAAGACGUGAAUGUCUCAGCGAGGUGUAAUAUUGUUUGGUUCGUGGACUGUGUGUGUGAGUGCGCGCGUGCAUGUGUAAAAUAGAGUGCCUGGUUACUGCCUGUGGAAGAAGGAAACAUUGUGUCUCUAUAAUCUAUUUACAUAAAAUGGGUGAUACGCGAACUGCAAACCA